Molecule: messenger RNA, 2660 nt
Organism: Nomia melanderi (Alkali bee)
Lineage: Eukaryota; Metazoa; Arthropoda; Insecta; Hymenoptera; Halictidae
Product: synaptotagmin-10
Biological process (GO): calcium-ion regulated exocytosis
Cellular component (GO): exocytic vesicle; plasma membrane
Molecular function (GO): calcium-dependent phospholipid binding; clathrin binding; calcium ion binding
Source: RefSeq, a predicted model, not a curated record
UGUCCGCGGCGGUCGCGAGCGAACGCUGGAAGUCUGGUGAAGGUGGUAAAAGCGCAAUUCGCCGGGACUCAUCAAUCAUUUAAGUGUGUACGCCGGUGGCCGUGCUCCGGCACGAGCUGCGACCGAGUAGUAAGUCGUAAAUCGAGUUUACGCCCGAACCUUCACCUGUUAUCGUCCGCGUCACGCGAUUAUUGGCCGGUAUGUGUGUGUGUGUGUGCAUUCGGCGAUAAAAAUGAUGAGGUCCGGAGGUGGCUUAAUGUCCGGCCUUUCUCCCCGACCUAUUAUGCCUGCCGGCUUUACGAUAACUGGUUCCCUCGGCCCGAUAAAACGCAAAAAAGGACAAAUACGUUAGACAAGACGCUUAAUGGAACACCCUCUGCGGAAAAUCGUAAAAAGGAACGAUAUUGAUUCCACUCCUCCGCGAGGAGGCGAUAUUGGACACGUAGGUGGUAGCUACUUUGAAACCGUGGCGCUGAUCGCUGGCCCAAGGUGUCUGGGACACGGUUAUAAAACGAUCCAACGGCUGAAUUAAAGCCGCCGAGACUGUGGAAUAAGAAAAAUCGAAGCUCGGGAUCCGACGAAACGAUUCAAUCGGCGGAUUCUUUCUUUCGGUGUGAUCGGGUCGGCUGAGAUCGUCGGUUUUCAGGAGCUCGGGGCACCGAGAUGAAUGGACGGAGACGUUCUCCUAUCAGCUGCUAAUCGGGACGGGAGUCACGUUGAUGGUUUUAUUACUGCUGGCAGCUGUGAGCUUCCAAUGUUCUUCCACCUGGCGUUGGGUGAUGUGGAUGAGGUGGUACAUGAAGGAGGACGACAGCGAGAACGACCUGUCGCAGCAGAACGCCAUACGUAUCAGUCACUCUCUGCCGGAUCUCCAGUCCGAGCCGAUCACUCACGAGUACGUCCAGGAGCAGAAGGACAACAAGAAGGUGUUGCGCCAGACUACUUUGCCCAUUGUCCCGAUGAGGCAUCAGAGCUUCCAGAGGCAGCUCUCCCACCGGCUCGACCUGCCGAACAUCAAAUUCAGCAUCUGCAACCUGGAGAAUCGCAGCGACUCCAGUCUUGGAUUGAUCAAGCCGGAACUUUACAAGAAAGAGCUGCAGCGGCAGGAGAGCGCGGAGAGUUCCAGCACCACGGAGAUGGAGUACGCGGGCAAGCUGCAUUUCGCACUGCGCUACGACAAAGAGAUCGAGGGAUUGGUCGUUAAGGUUCUAGAUGCUCGGGAGCUGCCAGUGAAAGAUGUGACAGGCAGCAGCGAUCCUUACGUAAAAAUAUACCUGUUGCCAGACAGGAAGAAGAAGUAUCAGACCAAAGUGCACCGGAAGAAUCUGAACCCGGUGUUCAACGAGACGUUCAUUUUCAGCGUGUCGUACGAUGAACUGAGGGAACGAUACCUCCAAUUCUCGGUGUACGAUUUCGAUCGAUUCUCCCGGCACGAUCUUAUCGGGCAAGUGGUGUUCAAGGGGUUGUUGGAAUGCACCGAUCUCUCCCAAGAAAUCGAGUACAUGAUGGACAUCAUGUGCGCCAUGCAGGACAAAGUGGAUCUGGGAGAGUUAAUGCUAUCGCUUUGCUACCUACCAACAGCCGGCCGGCUAACGGUGACCGUGAUCAAGGCUAGGAACCUGAAAGCCAUGGACAUAACAGGAUUCUCCGAUCCUUACGUGAAAGUGUACCUGCUCUGUCAAGGCAAGAGGAUAAAAAAGAAGAAGACAUCGGUGAAGAAGAACACGUUGUUCCCUAUGUACAACGAGGCUCUUGUGUUCGAUGUGCCCGAGGAGAACAUUGGGGAUGUCAGUCUUAUAGUAAAAGUAAUCGAUUAUGACAGAAUCGGCUCGAACGAGCUGAUGGGUUGCACAGCGAUUGGAUCCAGUUUCAUUGGCAUUGGACGUGACCAUUGGUUGGAGAUGCUGGACAACCCGAGGCAACCUGUAGCCCAAUGGUACCCGCUGAUGGAGACGAUUGCUGGCCACAUCCCUUCUGUGAGCUCGGAGCCACUUCCGAUGAGUUUGAGCUGCUUAAAUAAGAGAUGAAGACACCGCGUGCAGAAAAAGGUUCGCGGUAAGUCGCAGAUUUCGUCGGACGUCGACUUGGGCGUUGUUUCCUUCUGUCGUCAUUUAAUGCACACCGCUUGACUGAUUUAAGUACAAUUUCUAUCUGAAAGGGCUCCGGAGAAACAUGUAACAAAACCAUACGACAAACAAACUCUGUGCUUUGGAAUAUAAUCACGUGGCGAGCGUGGAAUAGUAAACGACUACAUAGAUCGUAGAUGAGUGUCUGUGAAGCGACAGUAUGAAAGAGGCGAGGAACGAUGACAGUCGAGGUUGCUCAAAACUAUAUCGUGGUUGAAUGUUACCGAGAACUCGGGGAGUAUAAUAGUAAAGAAACUAGUGAGAGAAUGAAAGCGAGAGAAAGAGAGAGAGAGAAAGAGAAAGAAAGAGAGAAAGAGAGAGAGACUAAUAAAGAUAGAAUAGGUUUAUUUUUUGAAAACGAAUCCAGGCUGGCCCUGCAUUCACCCAUACGCGGAAAGAUGAAUAGUCUGCCGACUGUACCCAUAUUUUAUCAACUCGCGCGAAAGGCAGAGAGAAAGAGGAACGUACGAACUCAAUAGACGAUUGCGAGCGAAUCGAUUUUUACGCGGCCCAACAGGCAACAGGAAACUCUUC